AGAGCUGAGUCUGUUUCGUUCACCCUCAUUUCAUUCCUGUGUUGUUCCAUGGUACUGCAACGGAUUUGACAAGAGCAAGAAGGCUUGGAGGCAAAUAUAAAUGAGUUCUGCUACCGUUGCGAAAACUGUGGCAAAGAAAUUGUAAGUAUUCUUGGUAGCUAGUGUUCUCUUUUCAUCAGCCACCACUACCAAGCUUAAUUAGUUUAAGUUAUUAAGAUUAAUUUCCGACUUGAUUGCAAUCAGCACUAGCUGUUAUAAGCUGAAUGUGAGUGUAUUUUUGGGUAAAGAAGUCAAGCUUUAAGUUUAAAGCCGUCUGUUUCCUUCUUUAUUCGAGAAACUUGGAAGUAAGGCCGAUCACGUCAAUGGCUCUUUGGCUAAGUUUGAAUUUUUCAACUCGAUCUGUCAAGUAAUAUUUGCGUUAUUUGUUGCACGUUUUAAAACGUAUUAACCUGUUCUGAAAUUUAAAUAAAAUAAUCGCUCAUGAGAGAAUCAAGGAAAAAUGCUGUUCGACUAGCUUGUACUAGCAGUGAAAACAGCAUGGCCAUGAUAUACAUCUGUAUAACGCUCUCUUCACGUCACUAUGAAGAGAUAAACACCACACUUAACACUCAAGUGUAUCAUUAAAGAGGUUUAAAAUUAUUUAGAUAGGAAAUACAUCAUAAGUCAAAUGCAACGUGAUUGGUUUUGCUGGUUUGCAAAAUGUGUAUGAAAUCAUAUUAUUUUUCAUACAAAAUAUCUUGCUAUUUCUGAAUGGCUUUAAUCCUCCAGAUUAUUCUUGAUAAUUAACUGGCACUGACCAUAUUUGGAAAAUGUGAGCAAUAUACAAUCACUGAUGUCAGUCACUCGGUUGUCAAUUCUUGUAUGUUGUCAAUAUACAGUCAUUGCUGUUUUGGCAUAAGUGCAGAACUCAAGAACAUGAUGAAAGAGUUCACUGCCAUGCAAAGACGAAAAAGCAAAAUUACUGACUAAAAAAUGAAUGAAAUGAAAUCGUAAAGUUAAAAAAAAUCUUGAUAAAUGGUGUCUGCAUUCUGUCGUGUAUCUCUUAUAAUACAGGUAAAAUUUGAUUUCAAGGUAAAAUGUUUUAACCUUGCUCAAUUCACAAUUUCCUUUGUCUCUAAGGGCUAGGAUAAAAAUUAUGAUUGGUCAGGAAAUGAAGGGAGAAGUUCUUCUUGUCUACUGAUGUUAUUAGAAUUUGUUGUUUAACAAACCUGCUACCUAAACUCAUUUCAUUCUGCCAAUUUUUAUAAUACCUAACAAAGUGUCUAGCCUAAUUGCUGGCAACUAUAAGGUUUUCAAAUCACUAAAAUUGUUACUGACCAUCUGAUCUGUGCUUGUCUAAUCUUUAGUUUUGCCUCUACAGCAGGGAUCCAUAUUCAUUUUUUCUCAGAGUCAUCAGCCAGGCAAGUAAGCCUCAUGGCAUACUUGCCCGGUUACAAUUUCAGUUGCCUGGACAAAAGUGCAGAAUUAUAUAAAAGAAUAGUGAAAAAAUUGUGUGCAACUGGAACAUUUCUGAUUAGCCUUUUAAUUCCGUUAUGGUUACUAAGAAAGGGUUUUAACUAAGUUAAGUACAACAGGCUACAGGCCUAGGCUAAACAAAGUUUAUCUACGUUUUACAAGAAGCCAUGGUCGGUCAGUUUGCCAUGAAGAUUAGACAGUGCGCUUACGUUUUCCCCCAUACAAGGCAGCAGCUCCUGUGUCACCUUUUUUUCCAUCAAAGGCAGUGAAAUGUCUUCUAAAAGAUAUCACAUCUUGAUGUGUAUAAGGUACGGGCUUCUUCUUCACCUUUUUUUUUCUGCCAAAGGCAACAAAACGCCUUCUAAAAAACAGCACAUCUUGAUGAGUGCAGUCACAUUUUCUACGAAUGGCCUCUGAAUGCAGUACUUCACAAUAAACUGAGUUUGCGACCAUUUCGUAGAAAAUGCUGCACCAUCAGAGAUGGUGCCCAAACUUACGAUUUCAUUGCUUGUUUAGUCUCCAUUAUUCUAAGAGUUUUUUAAGUGGAUGAGAAGCAUUCAGAACACAGGGAAAAUGUAUAAAACCAUAUAAGAAUUUUUGAAAAGAUUUUGUGGUCAAGCAGAAGCUCACUUGUCUGACGGGUGACUUUUGAAGUUAUCUUAAUGGUCUUUCGAGGUUUUUAAGUUCUCUUGGAAUAUGGAUCCCUGCUACUGGUAGAUAAAGUGAACUACUGACCUAGGUUUAUCGAUUUAGGGUUGGGAGACAAAGAAUAUGGUUAAAAGUUUGUAUUAGGCUUUAUGACCAUUUGGUGAUUUGAAAGACCUUGACCAGCCAGCUGCCAGUCAUAUAGCCAAUAGUAUUUAAAACAAUCCAUUAACACAUGCCAAUUGUCAAGAAUUGGAUCGAGAAGGCAUCUAACUCUAGCACAGGCUAUAAAAGCACAUAAAUUUAUAAAAUAUAACUAAAAUUAAUGAGGAUACAGUUUUUAAAAAUGGUGUUCCACUAUAAAGUGCAUGUCAACUAACUAUGCCCAGUAUGUUGUUUUGAAAACAGUGAAACUAGGAAAAUUGAAAGAAAUGCUUGAUGUAUGUUUCAGUCAGCUGAACAGUUUCUACAAUAGGUAUGAAAUUGCUGACCUAAGUAGGUCAGUAAUAAUAUAGAAUUGAGUAUUGUUAUCAGUCACAACCAAUUAAAAGAAGAUCUUGAAAGACUGUUUUCAUUUAGCAGACCUAUUUUUGUUAAUAAUUAAUUACUUCUGCCUCAUUUUGCAAUGAUCAGUGUUCCUGUUUGGAGCUCUAACCAAUGAAUUUAUGUCAUAUUCAAUUCCCCUAGGAUUGUUUAGAAAUAUUAACAAAUCAUACUUUUUAAGUAUCAUACAUAAGCUCUAAGUCAAAAAAACAAAGUAUUUUUUUUAAACUACAAAAACCUGGCAUUUAAUUUGAGAAUGAUCCAUGUGGAAUAUAUGCUACAUUUUUUCAAGUCAUUAAUUAUUUAUUGUGAAAUAACAUUUUACUCCUCUGGCAUGUUUCCAUGGUCUCAAAACUUUACACUGCAAUUCCCUUGCAAGCUGUUAAAUACUUAUUUUGACUCUGACCACAGUACAGUGUUGUUCAUGAACUUACUCUGUAAUUCAAAUUGGUAAUUUUACAUUUCUGGAACUUGCUGAACUGAGCUUGAGAAUGUUUUUGUGUAAUUUCCUUCUCUGGAAUAAUACAUGAAGAGAACUUCAAGGAAAUCUUUUAAUCAUCGUCCUUUGUGCCCUAAUUCUUGCCUUCACUUCCUGGAAACAGUGUCUGAUUCGGGAGAAUCUGAGUAUGGAAGUCAAGAGAAGUAUGGCUGUAUAAUACUAAAAUUGCUAUGUACCAAAUUUCAUGCAUUUUGCUACUUAGUCUUCUCCUUGUUUAUAAUUUUUUGGUUUUCAUUACUAAAAUUAGACAAUCAAUGGGUAAUUAUAGGUUUCAUCAUUAGUAUCACUAACAUCUUAGUGUUUACUUUACAGUUUAUGUUUAUAGCCUUAAUAGAAUCUCUUAAUGUAUUUUUUUCUCUCUUGCAUACUUGUAGGAAGUAUUAUCUUGAUGUUCAGAGAAGAGAAGAUGGUUUUGAUUUAUCUGGGCCAUGUCAUCCCAGAGAGGAUCCAGUUCCUUUAAGAGCUGUAAGAAUUUGAAUUGUUUUUUCAUAUCAAACUACUCUUUAAAGUUUAGCAAUUUGAUUUAUGUGUUACAUCCUGAAGUUGAAGUUUAAAAAUACAAACUAAUGCCAUGAUUGUAAAUGGUUAGUUAUGUAUUAUUGUAUUUCAUCACAAUUCCUUAAUCCAUGUCUGCUUUUGAAUUACAUGCCAUUUCUUUGUUUUUCGCGUGUCAGUUCAAUUUUUGCUUUGAGGAAGAAGAAAGUUCAGCCAUGGAUAUACACACUGUAUGGUCCUUUUUAAUAACAAAAACCAAAUAAAUAAGCUUUGUUGAGUUGAGUCUGUGUACGUGAAAAUUUGCAAGGCUGACUUACAUGUACGAAGCUGAUUUCAAAUAAUGAACAUAUGAAUAUCACAUAUUAGAACUGUGUGAUGAAGAAUUAAAUGUAAAGAAGAUCAUUGCAGCUAUUACGUAUCUGCAUAAAGAAGGCCUGAAAAAAAUUUUUUCCAGUUGCAGUUAAGUUGCAUCUUCUGGUUGCAUUUCUGGACAAACUUGAACUUUACAUUUUUCUGCAUGUUUCACUUGCUUGCAAGCCAAACAUUGCUUUCAAUGCUGUUUUUUGGGGGGCAGUUUUGUGUCAAAAACACUCUGACUUAGUCAAGUAAUAAUUAGUUGACUAAGUCAGAGUGUUGAAAGCCAAUUAUUGGCUUUCAAUAAGACCACUCUUAUUUCAAAACAUUCCUCAAGCUUUAACUUCAAAUAUUAUGAUCAUCAUUUGACUCUCGUGGUUUACUGUAUAUUUCAAAUCUAGGGUCCAACAUUAGAUUAUGAUGGAAUCCAUGACAGAAGCUUAAAGCAUUACUUUCACAAUAGUAACGUAAAGAAGCAGUUGCAACAAAUGCACACAGCUCGGAACCAAGAUGCCCGCGAGGGUACAGUGAGAGGUUUUAUGGACCAGACCAUGGCAUCUGUGGAUUAUAGACUCAAGCCUGGUCCUAUCUCACCUUACGCUAUACCUCAGACGGUAACACCUAAGCCACCUCCACACCGACCACAAGCCACGAUGACUGUAGACCAGUACAUGAAGACAAAGAGAGGAGCUAAGCGAAGGUACGUUAUGAAUUAUUGUUAUAUUCCUAGACUUUCACUCAACUAAACAGGGACUGCCAUUGGUUGAUUCUUGGUCACGUGGCCUUGACUAAAAUCAAAUGUGUCCCAAUUGUGAUACAUAAAUUUAAGCAAUGUACCCCACUUGGGAUACAUUACAGCACAUGAUCAAAGCAUUGUGGAAAGUGGCGUGACAGAAGGUGGGAAAAACAUUGCCAGUUUUCUUUUUCGUGAAUGAAAACAACAACACAAACAUGAAGCCUCAUGCUAAAAAGCAAUGAUUUUUAAAGUUAUAUCAGAAGAGAAACAGCAGCUAGUGGAGGAAAAAGAUGCAGAUAAUAUAAGGAAGUAGUUUGUAAAUCAUUCAUUCAGUGGUUUUGAGAAUUAAAUUUGGGUUGUUAUAAGUACCGAGUUGACUGUUUUAUUGCGCUCCGGUUAUUCUUUUGUUGCUGUUUGAAGGCUACAAUAACCACAUAUAGCAUAAAGAUCUUUUCUAUUAGAUUUUGUACUCUAGUUGCUGUUUACUGCACUUGCAAAGUAGCGAAAGAUGCUUUCAGAAUUGUACUUUACAUUACAACUUAGUGAAUUAAUUACUUUAAAUGUAGUUUAACGACGAGUGUGAGCCUAGUUUUAGCUACUGAACACUUAAAACUGCAAGUGGAGUCAUAAAAGUGAUGUCAUCAUUAAGUGACCUCUUUUAUGUGGACACCUCUUUAAUUAAUGAACACUUCGCUCUGUCCCUUUGGUGUCCGUAUCAGAGAGGUUUGACCGUCUAACAAGAUGUACUGCUGUCAAUUUACUUUUUUAUUAAUUGAGUUAUUCUCGUACAUCAGGGUAUGGUUGCCCGGGUGCUAGUCGUGCUGUUGACAGCCCAAACUUAAACCACCAUUUCUACUAUUAAUAACUUAUACGUCUUUCUAUAAUAACAACAGCAACAACAUUAGUCAAUGAAUGACUGGCUGGGACAAUCCAAUACUAUCUCACAGUGGAGCAAAAGCAUUAAAUCUAUUAUUCAAUAAUAACAAGUUACAAGGUAUUUGAAAGAGACUCAAUAUAUCUGUACUUGCCAAAAGAAGCUCAUUUGGAAACAGCAAGGUGGCACUCUAGUGGGGUACCGGUAGGUAGCUAUAGCCAAACAUUAUAAACAUUGGGAAAGUAUGAGACUUACAGUGCAUUUUAUGUUUUCAGAAAACUCCCUGUCAAUGUGGUUGGCAAACCACGGAGAAUACUAAGACGAUCCCCUCCUCAGCAUGUUAGUCGAGAUGAAAGGGAGAGACUGGUUAACAUGGCUACUAAACUUAUUGUUGCUACGGUAAGAUUUCAGAUUACUGUUUGAUGACUUUUCAUUUAGGAAAAAAACGAUCACUGCUUGAAUACACUGUAAUAGUUUGUCUGUCAAAGAUCUGGUUACAGAAGAAUUACUUUAUUUAUACUUACAAUCAUCAACUACCAGCAGUCAUUUUUGACUCAUGCAUUUUUUUUCUUUUUUGUGUCUCUUAAUUAAGAGGUUACCAUUUAAAUGUAUACACGUGUAACUACCCUCAGAAAAUUAUAAGCUGUGAUCUCACUAUUAUUCAAAGAGCAAAAAGCAGUGAGUCCAUUUUACCACUUUUACUAGUUACAUAAAAAUUGUAAUCAUUUUAAAUUAAAUUGUUAUUAUUUUGAUGAUUGUUAUUCUUUGAUGAUUGAUUUGCUUAGGUCUUUUUUUGAAUCCUCUAUUUAACGUACUUUGUCUAAAAAAUCUCUGUUUUUUGAUUCAGGAAACUGUUGCUUUACCUGCAACUAAGAAGCAAAGCAAAGGAUUUCAGGCUUCUGAAAAGGUAAAACAUUUAUUUAGUGUGUUUAUCAAUUAAAAAUGUUUAAAUACCUUGCUUACAUUUUUAUGAACAAAAUUUUAGGUCGUUUUUAUCUGCCUUUUUUUUAAAAAAAAAAAAAAAUUUUUGCUAGGUUUUGUGUCUCGGUUUUUUCGUAACAAAGUGUAUACUGGCAUUUGGUGUGACUCUUCAGGGAUCCUUCCUUUCUCUUUCAUCUGUUUAGCGACAGAAUAUAUUUUUGUAGGUAUGAGGAUAUGCUAGUUGAUUAGAUCAUUGAUUAACAGACUUUGAGAGUAAAUUGGUUGGUUGAUUGACUUUCAGGAUAUUCCCAGACUUCAAAGAGAAAAGAAGCGCCAAGUGACUACAGAGUCACUCUCAUCAGGUACUCUAGACCUACACAUGUGCUAAAGAGUUGUGGAGAUCUACAAGACUGAUGUUUACAUUUUUGUGUCUUAUGAUAUUAAUUUUGUUGGAGUUUUCAAGUUGGAUACUUUUAGAGGGAGCUUGUUAAUGUUUCUAGUUGCUGCUUAUCUCUCUGGACUGAUUUCUAUCCUCAAAUAAUCAUUAAUUUUUCCCUUUUUUCUAGAUUCAGAAGGGUCUCAAAAGGUAUCAAGACGACCUGCCCCUCCAAAGGUUUGUGGCAGUUUUCAUCAGUAACACCAACCACAGAUGAAACAAGACAUACAUCUGAAUGUACAUGUAUGCACUCUACUAUCCGCGUACAGAUUCUCGAGACUGGUCUCCAUACUUUUCUUAAAGAAUUAGUUGGGAGAAUUGAUAAAAAAUCAAAGCAUUUUCCCUUAGGUGAUGGUUUUAGUUUUUUCAUAACCUUUUCUCUUGCAUUGUUAGGAGAGAAUUUAAGGUUCACAUACAUGGCAAACAGCAAACGUCAGAUUCAAGUUGAGAAUUUCUCAAAAUAGAAAAUGAGCAGAUGAAAACAGCUCAAAACAAUUCUUAUGGAUAAAAAAUUGCGUGAAGCUGCUAAUUUAUGUGUAGAAAUAAUGAACAGUAAACAAUAAGUAAAGGAGAAACUUGGUCACAUGGUACAAAUUCACGUUUGCCGUUUGACGUAAACAUGAUGCAUAACCUCUCUAUUGUGACUGAAAUCAAUCAAUCAAUCGAUCAAUAAAUUUAUUUAUGUCCAUAUGUGGGAUGGGGUUGCCCCAAUCACUGGAGCUAAAAACUCAUGUAUGAAACAUCUGACAAUAACAAUACUAUAAAGUUAAUAAUAAUACAAUACAUUUCAAUAAAAAUUAUUUGAAAAGAUCAAAAGUUUAUGAAAACAUACAAAAAUAAUAUAUCCGGGAAUGCUCAAAGCAACACCCUCCCACAUCCCACUGAAUAUUGUAAUUAAAAACUAAAAACUGUAAGAAUAAGUUAAAAACCCAAGAUAAAAAAAUAAAUAAAUAAACCUACAUACAUUAACAACUGGCUUUUAAGUUUACGAGAUUAAAAGAUCUUAAAUGCUUACGAAAUUCACUCAACUCAGUCGAUACCUUAAUGCCCUGUAAAAGCCCUGUAAAGUGAGUCCCAAUAAAUGUAUGCAUGUAUGUAUGUAAAAAUUAUUGAUGUUGGUGCCUCUUGGCUGAAGUUUUUGAAAUCAAUUUUUCAGGGUAAACCCAGAUCAGGGUCAGCUCCUCACAGAAGACCUGAAUCCACAUUUUUUAAGUCAUCCUCUUCAAGAAGAGAUGGAGAGAAACAUGGCCGAAGUGGUGUCCAUGUUUUGCUGCCUGGAGGAUCACAAAGUGACGAUGAAGAUCGCCUCAGGUGAAAGAAAAACACAAGUUGUUGUAUAACUUAAGUUAACAUUAUUUAACUAAAGCUUAGUUUUCAACUUUUUAACCCAAAAUUUAGCCAGAUCCUCUCGCUCACUGUAACAGUUGUCUUAGAAUCAGAUACUUACAAACUGAGUCCAUAGAGGCCUAGAGGGCUCAUGAUGAUUGAUGAAGUUUAUGCCAGUUUGUCAUUUGGCUCAAAUUUGUGUGCAUUUACUGUGUUCUUAGGAACUAUUUUAUCAGUAUUAUAGGUUCAAAAGUCAAGUCAGUAUCAUGUGUAAAUUUAAGAAAAUCAUUGCAGAAAACUUCGCUGCUUGUUCCUCUGUGUAGAAAUGACUUUGUCUUGUUUUUCAGGGAACGACUUUUUUUCCACAUUGAUUUUCCAAGACUCUGCAUGAUGCUCUUUGUUUUGAGCCAGUAGAGAAACUGGACAAAAUUCAACAUAAACAUUUCAUACGUGAACACCGACGAGGACAAGAUUUGACUUGAAGUUUUUCGAGCAUAUUCCAAAAAAAUAGACACCCGCGGGUUUCAUUUUACUUUUUUCACUAGAAAAGUUAACAAGGAUAUUUUUAUUGAAGGAAGUUAAGCCCCCUCCCGAUCGCGAAAUGAUAAAACUUUUAACAUUUGACAACAUGUUUCUGUUAUAUUACAACAGUCACUACAAUACCAUAACCUGUAGUAGAAUGGCGAUGGCUAUCGCAUUUUCCCGCCAAAAUGAUGCUGGUCACGCACGUGCGUACGCACUACUUGUGUGAAAAUAUUGUUCCUGUGGUUGUUCUCAUUUUGGAUUCCUAAGGUCUCUAAUUAUACUAAAUAAGGCAAAAUAGAAACAGUCAUAGUAGAGAGUAGAAUCUCCAACAUGUAUUUGUAUACUGGUGUCCGUGCCCUUGCUGAGAUGUUUUCUUGGUGAUUUUGUAGGUCAUUAGUUGGACGCAUGAAUUUGGAGGGGCGUGGCAGCAGUGUCAUUGCAUCAAAGCACCAAUCAAAGGAAACUAGACCUAAAAGUGCGGCUGUUCCACAGAAGUCACGGACGGAGGAAGAUAGUUACGAUGAUGAAGAAUUUGAAAGUGGAGGAUCUCCAAGACUGUCCUCCACUCGUACAACUCCGAGGCAAUCAUGGAUGGAAAGUGAACAUGAAAUGAUUGAUAUGUCUACACAGACAGUUGUUCAUUCAGGUGAGUUGCUUUGUAAUCAUCUGAUCAGGGGCACCCAACGAUGGUUUUCUCCUAAAUGUGUAUUUAAAACUCUUUUUAGGCUAUCCAGAGUACUUUUAGAUAUCUAGAAAUGCAUUCUAAUCGGCGCUAUAAAAUUUGUAUCCGUUCGGUCAUCCUAGGAGAACUUAAAGUCUUUUCGAAAUUACAAGGGCUUCAUUAUUAUUUUCCCGAAAUUGUUUGAUGCAAUUGAACGUUUUACGAAAGUGAGAAUUGCUCUUAUUCCUCUCUCCACAACAUUUUUGAAUCCAAAAAGUUUAGGUUUCUUUUUUCUACGGACAUUAGCUUAACGUGGGGAGUAAAAUGUCAGAAAUUACACUUCAGAAAAUCGUAGGGAAUUCAUUAGAUAAGCUUCAAAAAUUGUACCAGAAUGCAACGGUCAUCUAGAAAUUUCUAACUUUCGCAAAGACUUCUGGGACUGUUCCUGUGGACAGGAAAAAGAAUUGGCCAAUAGCUGACCGGCACAUCCCCAGUAACGAUGAUUUUGGCUCCGUUACCCCUCUCGUUUCUUAAGUGGCGAAUGGUAGUGUCUUAGUAUGGUAGGUGCGGUGGAAGAGGGUUAAAGAGUAGCCUGCUGGUAAGCUCUGAGGGGGAAAGGGGACAGGGAUGGGGAGCACUUUCCCCCCUCCCAUCCCUGGAAAGCUGCAUGAAGACUAGGUUAAGGGCAAUGACAAGGAGAGCACCAAGAACAAACAGACUUUUAGGGGCCCCCCCCCCCCCCGCUUCUGUUAGCCCGUCUACAUUGUAGAAAAACACGGGAGAUUAGUGGCUACACACGUUACUGCCCCGAGACUGCCAACAGUCUAGAGCACAAAAGGCAGCAAAGCAUUGGUUUACUAUGGCAACACUGCAAACGACAUCUGCUGGCACCAGUUGCAAUGAUAAAAUGAGUGGAACUUUUGUGACCUAUUUUCACCACCCUGGCGUGUGGAGGAAGAGAGCGGAGGGCAACCUCGUUCCCAGGGUUCUCUCCUACCCGCCCUCUCGCUCCGUAGGGCGGGUGGGAGAGAACCCUGGGAACGAGGUUGAGCGGAGGGGAGGGGAGGGGAUGGAGCAUUCUGCAAAAAUCACUUCCGCUUUGACUUGACCCACCUGUAGUAGAAAGUGAUUUAAAGCUCAUUCGAAAUUAAACACGACAAAGGCCAGCUGGAAGACUGCAUAUUCAAUCACAUUGCUGCCGCCAACUCAGACCCCUUGUCUCGAGGUUAACCUUGCAUAAAUUUCAUCUACAUCAUUGUAGGUACACAGACUGUUAAACAAUAUGACGAAGAACAGGAUCAGAUUGACAGACAUAUCAUCCUCCCUUCAAGACUGUCGCCAAUCAAACAAACCCCGUUAGAGAGAGUCCAAGAGGUGUAUGUGUCCACAGAGACGGCAACAGUUGGAGCAAGUACCGCGGACAUCCCAACAUCAACACCUCUUUCCACAGAAACACAGACGAGAAACAGGGAUUUAGAGCCUAAAGGUACUUUAAGUUUAAUUUUCUUGGCGCCAAUUUCAGCCUGUAGCAUUGUAUAUAAUCCUGCCCGUCCCACCUUGAGGUGAUGUUACGAUGCUGGACAAAAGUCCUUGGGACAGUAAUGCAGUAUUCAUAGUUUUCUGUAAUUUCUGGCUUCCCUCAUAAAACAGUGCAACCUUUCGAGAUUUUUUUGCUGUUCUCCCACAAAGUCGAAAUUGGGAAAAAACUUCUGGAUAUACACGUCCAACGUUGUUUGUGGGGUGAGGGGAGGGUUGGGCCUGUGUGAAAUGGACAACGUCUCAGAAAUGCAAAAGACUUUUGUCCGUGAUUGUAGCUACUCCCGCUUGCCUUUUAAUAAUUUGUUAUGGCUUUUUAGCAACUCAACGUCAUCUAUUUUUACUUCUGAAUGACGCAAAUUUUCAUGAAAAUUAGAGAGGGGUCACGUUUGAAGCAAUAAAUAGUUAUACGACCUAGGGUGACUCCAGUAAACACUGCUCCUUCAUAUUUUAAUUUUUAAACUGACAGUGCGGUUGCAUGAAUAUGGAAAACGAAUUGUCUAUAACGAUUGUUACGAGAAGUACAAAGUAGAUGCUGUAACAUUGCAAACUAACCAAGUGCUGUUCUGUUGUUUUGCCUUUCACCAGUUCUCACCUAUGAAGUUUACAUCCUGACGGGUGACAAGUUAGGCGCUGGUACUAAGGCUGCUGUAAAGAUGACUAUUUUUGGAGAAUACGGCAACUCUGGCGAGAGGCAGUUACUACGAUCAAGAACGCACAGAUCGAAGUUCCAGCGAGGACAGGUAGGAAGAUCGCGAAUCGGGGCGAAAAAUAAGAACCCUCAUAUUUUUGUCUUAAAUGUGUGCUGCAUAUUCCACUAAAAAAAUUUAUCUUACGUCCCGGGGGCUACUCAACAAAGUCUUAUACGGGGAUGUGCCAUCCCGAAGUGCAACCGCUUACUCUUUUAUAUAUACCAUUUUUGGCAGAAAAGGUAUCCCUUUCGCAUACCUUCCACUGAAAAAUGGUACCAAUUUCAAUUCAUCUCCCUGCUUAAUAAGAAUAAAUCAAAACGGAAAGUCGUCCUGUCAGUGGUAUAGCCAUAUAAAACAAAGGCGCGUCUUUUCGAAACAUUUGAAUGAACGUCCUUUUUACUUACUUAUUCGAUAGAUUUUCCUGUCCUUUCAUAUACUUCAAUUCGUGAAUUCCAUACCCUGUCAUAACCUGAAGCCUGAAAAACGUACCCCUUUCGGGCGGAGCCUCUCCGUAUAGGCCUUUAUAGGGAUUACCCCUCGGGCUUUACAUAAACGUAACCAAAACUAUUUUUUUGUUUUUUUCUUUUAGGUUGACAUUUUUGUCAUAGAUUCAGUUUUCCUUGGAAAGUUGUCAAGCAUCAGGAUUGGACAUAACGAAACGAAGUUAGGUGAGUUAGUGUCAGCAUCUGACUAUCGGAGGUAAUCUGUUCCUUCAUUUUACUGAAUGUUAAAUCAUUGGUACUUGCAGGUUAUGGUUGGUUCUUAGACAAAGUUUACAUCAAGGAAGGUCCCGAGGCCACGAGAGCAUUUGAAUUCAAAUGUAAUAGGUGGGUGUGUGUUUUAUUGUCUGCGCGAGUGUUGGACAAAAUCUGGAGGUUGAUUGGCUGACUGUAGUUUGUCAAUGACAUAUAAUGGCUGCCCUAUUUUUAUUCGCCAAUCCCCUCCCCCUUCCUCAGUGAACAUGUUAUGAAUUUUACAGAAUUAUUUCAACUAUUUGUUUUAUCUUUCGUUUGAAAGCAUACUGUCGUUACUAUUUACAAAUAAAAUAUGUUUAAUUUUUUUGCUGCUGCUGCGGUGACGUCGCCUUGGUUCUUUCAUAGUUCACUGCCAUUGUUAUGAAGUGCUUCCAUUUGUCAGGGGUUAGAGCGAGACUUUCUGUUACUCCUUUACCGGCCAAUAAACACACUUGCUGUCUGUAGAAUAAUCUCCAAAUUCUUCAUACUGCACUCGGCUAUGCCUUGUGUAGGUUUUGAAAUACUCCAUCUUUCUACAGCCAAUGUGAGCGUUCAAUUUUAUCCGUUAAAGUGUUUUAGGCCCCUCGUGGUCCAUUAUAUUAUUUUUAAAUGUUCUGUCACACGCCAUUGCUCUAAGUUCACCUCAUUUUAUUUCAUUUUUGUUUUUUAUUCAGGUGGCUAUCUUCACGCGAUGAUGACGGACAGAUUAUUCGUGAUCUACCAGUCUGUGAUGUCCUACCAGGUAUAACAUACUUUUAUAAGGUUCUUCUUGUUUAAUCUUCUUGUGGUUACUAAGUAGCGCGCGCGCGUGAACCAGCGUCAUUUUGGCGGGAAAACGCGAUAGCUGCUGUCAUUCUACCAUGGCCGGGGGUUCUGGCGAAAAUUUUAGAGACGGAAGUUUUAUCAUUUUGUGAUCGGGGAGGGCUUAACUUCCUUCAGUAAAAAAACCGUAUUAACUUUUCUGGUGAAAAAAGUAAAGUGCAGCUUUCCGGGGUGUCUAUUUUUGGAGAAUACGCCAAAAAAAAACUUUUACGUUAAAUUUCGUCUUCGGCCUCGAAUGUAAAGGACCUAAAGGUCUGUAUUUUAUCCGCGAGUGGGAAAUUUUACGUAAAAAGCUCUUUUCUUAUAUAUUAUUUACUUUUAUCAUAUUUGCUUUUUGCGCAGCGUCCCAUCUUGUAGCUGUUUUACCAAGGAUCGACGAGAGACAAGACGAAGACUUUUUCAGAAGCGCUAGUGACAGCGACAGUUUCUCAAGCGAUGAAGAUAAUGUUCCUGCUCCUGACUUAAGAGAAGCUAAAAAGAAACCAAAGAACCAAGAGGAAUCCCAUAUAGAGAAGACUUCAAAGCAUGUGACCGAGCCAGUCGUGUUCAAACCCCCUCCAGUACCAACUCCCCGUGAAAGCGAGGUUCAGGAGGACGGCUUUAUCGCUGUAAAGGCUGAAAACUUGUUUGAUAUCAGCGAAGGCGAGGAUGACAAGCAAGGAGUUACCGAGGAACUAGAAAACGAGAAGUUUUUCGACCCUGAUGAUAAGAGCGAUAAUUCCGAGAGCGAAGACGAAGAGGAGAAUUCAAGAGCACAGGGUAAAAAGCGAAGAGAGGAGGCAGAAAAUUCAAGUGAAAGCGAAGAAGAAGGGAAAGACGAAGAAGAGGAAACGGAAGGUGGAAAGAGAGCAGCUGUAACAAAGAACGGGUCAGAUAAUCUCAAACUUGUCACUACUGCUAUGACGUCGUUCAAGAAAGCAGCUGGAAGGAAGACUAAGGAUCAAGAGUUUGGAGCAGAAGAACAAGACAAGGAAGAGGAGAAAAUAGAAGAAAAGAGAAAAGUGGAAGAACAAGAAAAAGAGGACGAAAGCGGUGAAAACGAAGUCGAACAGGAAAAGGACAUAGAGAAAGCAGCGCCUGAAAAAGAGGAAGAGGAAGAGGAAGAGCCUCGGGUUGAGUUUACUGGUGAUACAAAACCUGAGGUAAGAUCAUUCUUAGUUUAUAGACAGAAAAAUGGCGGGAAAAGAUCCUGCCAUCUUUAACAUGAAAAAAUACUGCUUAACUUUACGUAAAAAAAAAAAAUUGCUCCGGAGAAAUUCCGUAAAACUGAAUUGUGUUGUUAAAUGACACUUACUAUUGAGCGGAACACGCAAGAGCACUGAAAAAAUAUGAGAUCAGGAGCCGUUCCUGAAUAGACAGACUGCUAGCAGUUACGCUCUCAUUUGGCAAAAGGUUUUUUAUGCGUAGGUGUUGUUGCUGGUGAAAGCCCUUCUUUGUAUGCGAGGCAACGUUCAUUGAAUUUUUCCAGACUUACGUAUAGGUUUUAAAAGUUUAGUUUUAUCAAGCUAAGUGUAUAAAUUAAGUUGUUCUUUUGUAAAGGAUUCAAAGCCAGCAUACCAGCGCGAACACAGGCUUCGUUAAGGCAAAGACGACGACGAAGAAGGGCUAGAGUUUAAAACGUUGGCUUUUGAAUUUCUUUACUGUGGUAAAAUUAAUAUAACAAUUUAGUAUAUACGACUCAUUAGUGUUUCAUUCCCUCACCAACGCAGUUUCUCACUUUCCCUGCCUUUUCCAGGCAGUCCGAUUCUCGAGUCGUCGGAUACAGCGGUGAGGGAGACUGGGGAAGUAAGGAGGGGAAACAUUUUUCCUGUCUCCUCGCUGUUUUUGUGUCUUUCCGAUGCCUCGAGAAUAUGAAGCCCUGAAACGGGUUAGACUAUGAACCUUCUCUCUGUUGACAGUUAGAGGGAACGAGCUUUAAAAUUUACGAAGAUUUGCUUUUAUCAACUGAGUUGGUAAGCCGUAAAUUUGUGAUUGCAGGGAGAUAGAAAAACUGAUGCUUCGAGCCGUAGCCCUUCGUCAGAGCGAAUCGAUUAUUUAUUUCCUUCCUUAUCAAUACAGUUGAUAAAACCAAAUCUCUUCACUCUCCCAGCGAUGCCGCACCCCAGUUUUCGGAGAAACUAACCCCUUUAAUUUCUACACUCUUCUACAACUGGCGGGCCUGUUUACCGACUGACUGAUUGUAACAAAUUCAAAGUCAAUUAUUAUCUUUAUAGAAUGAGCGUGAGCGACCUAUUUCUGCCCAGAGUGAAGAAUUUUUCGAGGGAUUUAAGGCUGGAGUGCGCGCAAAACACGAGAAGGAACGAGAGCGACACAGGGAAUCUGUACAUGAAAGUGAAAGUGUCCUGAGAAAAGGUUUGUUAAUGUUUGCAGCAUCUGAGAAUUAUUGUGUUUUUGAUAAAUAUUUAGCCUGAGAAAGCAGCCGACAUUUCGCGACACCACGGGCACUACUGGUUUUCCCGCGAAAAGUUGUCUGAGGAACGACUGUAAAAAUUCCGUGCUUAUGACGUGUCACUACCCAGAUCUAGGUAGUACUUCUGAUUGGUGGUGCCGCGAGGGAAAUGUGCUUCAACCAGUUAGAAGCACUGCAGAUUACAUGCUAUGUUGCAGUCUCGUACUCAGAAAAUCCCAGGUAGAAUGGCGAAGAAAAUUAAGAUGUGAAAAACCCGGCGCAACGUUACUCCCAUGUAAUUUUGCGAUGAAUAUUGUGUCGUCUCUCUGAGCCGUUAGUAACGUGCGAUUAGGCGUUUUGUGACAUAGAGAGAGCUAUAGGAACUGUGUAUGAUCUUAGGCUACUUUUAAGGUGGAUCAAAGUGAACACGCCCAAAUUUAUUCUUAAAUUAAGUUUUUUAUAUCUAUUCACACAUGACAUAUAAUGUUUCUUAUCCAUUGAUAUUUUUUAUCGAAGAAUCAGCGGGAAAGUCAAACUUAUUGUGUUUUUUCAUUUUUUCGCUGUUUGCCUCUGGAUCUGUUUCGCUCAUUUUUCGUUUUAUGGUGGUAAAGUUCUUGAUUGCCCUUUGAUUUAUCACGCGGUGCAGUGUUAACUGCUUUUUCUCCCGCUUAGGUAUUUCAAUACAUGACGCCGCCAAAACAGGAAACCUUGAUCGAAUCAAAGAAUUGAUAAGCGUAGUUCCCGAGAUGAAAAACAGGACUGAUGAACGUGGUAUGAACCCACUGCAUCUAGCUGCAGCCAACGGCAGACUGGACUGUGUCAAGUGGUUAGCGGUCAGCGGUGUAGACCUAGCAGAGGAGACUCCAACUGGCUAUACCGCCAUGCAUUUGGCUGCCAUGAAUGGUCACGUGAACUGCAUGAUGGUAGGUUGGAAAAGAAACAGCAACUACAACGAAAAAAAAAAAACCACCAAACAAACAAAUAAAGAAAAAAACUAAUUAGCCAUUUCAAAGUUGCCUUAGUGUCUUGUGUCUAGCAUGGUAGAAAAUUAAUUGCCAUAGAAAAAGUUUUGUAUAAAACGUUUUCAAAAGUCGGAAGUGGCCCUUUUUUUAAGGUGAAGUUCGAAGGGCCAUGCUAGCAACUCUUAAAAUUAGGCAAUACCUUGUAACAAUACAACAGUCUGAUUUUAAGGGUUAAUGUGGCUAGUAAGCUGUAUUGCGGAACACAAUAUAGAUGAAGGGGUUAAGUAGCAGUUUUAGCAGUCCAGAACACAAAGGGUAGUUGUUCAAUGAGUUCCUCGAUUAUCUUUAAUUGUCCCGAUCACACUUUGUCGAAUUUCUUUGCGUCCAUUUCUGGUCAUUCAUGUUCCGGUUUAAAAAGUUGUAAAAGGAGUACAAUGAAAAAGUAGAUUCUUUUGCAAGUUCCGGCUAAUUCCAUUCAUUCUCCAUUUUAUUAUGUUUCUCCCUUGUAGUUUCCAAAAAUAGCACACGUCCAAGAAUGCAGUUAUACUCUCUUAGCAUCUCAGGGCCAGUCUUAAUGGUUUAUGAACGCUAAAAGAUUAAUAAGUCCGACUCAUUUUGCUGAUUAUUCCUUACUGAUUUCAUUUAUGUGUUUUUUUUAAGAUCCUCUCAGCCAUGGGAAGUACGCUGAGUUCUAGGACAAUUGAUGAACUUACUCCUCUACAUCUUGCUUGUAUGAGGUCAGUUGAAUACUUAAUUAGUAACUGUAAUUUUGUUUACCCUCGAAACCCUUACUAGGGAUCCUUGAGAACUCGUUUUAACUUUUCCGUGCGUUCCACAUCGAAUUGGAAAUUAAAAGUGUUAGUAUUUGAGAAGAGCGGAAAACUGGGGUACCCGAGUAAAACCUCUCGGAGCAAGGGAGAGAGCCAUCAACAAACUCAACCCACAUUUGGCGUUGACGCCGGGAUUUGACCCCGGGCCACGUUGGUGAGAGACGAGUGCUCUCACAACUGCGCCACCCUUGUAAAUUCUUCUCGUGUGACCUAGAAACAGUGCAUUUGUUCAAAUGCUUUUAUUUUGUUGCAGCGGAUUCACGGAGUGUGUAAAGUGGCUUAUUGCUAACAGAGCCAAAAUAGAUGUGGUUGAUAACAAUGGACGUACGCCGCUAGAUAUUGCUGAGGUAAAAAGUGCUGCUUAUCUUUUAGUUUGAUUUAGUUGCUCUGCCUCCUGCUUAGCCUCUUUUGGCUAGUCACGCAAUGCUCCAGGAACGCGUGAUGAAGACCGUAAGAACGUCUGCGUGGGAAGCGACUUGCUUAUUACUGCUCAGAGUAGUGUUAAUUCAGUUUGUGCACCUGAUUACAAAUAAAAAUUAAAAUAAGGUUUUCUUCACUGCAGGAAUACGGCCAUGAGGACUUAGUUAAACUCCUCAGGAAAUUCAGUAAGUUAAAUUGUUGUUGUAUUUGAAAGCUAAUUCUUUAUAAUUCAGUUGGUUUUAUAUUUAGCGGUAACUAACCUCCCUAUUUGUGGUUUAGAAAAAGAACUCACAAGACAAGACAGCACGCUUGCUCAACUAAUGACCAGUGAAAGCAAGAGAAGAAAGAGGUGAACAGAAAGUUACAUUUGUUAAAAAGAUUAUUGUGAAAAAUGUUUAGCAAGGCGGUGGAUCGUUGAGUUAGCAACUCUAUAAUUCGUAGGGCGUAUGUAUCAUACACAUACACUUAGAGAUAGCCAUUUCGUCUCCUGAAGGAGUGGACGAUCAUGAGCUUAUCCCUACAUUAAGAACCGUCCUUACAGAUUACCCACCCAGCCCAGGAAAGGUUAACCACACCACCAGGGUCUACAUCCCCUACUCUUUUCGAACAGUGAUUCGGUAUCGUGAUGUCGCUAGCAACUUUACUUCUCGAAUCAAAGGCGUUUCUUCAGAUCAGUGAUAUGGCACUGAAUUAGCCUGCAGUGCAGGCGUUUUCUUCGGGCACGCGAAUAAAAGAUGGCGGUUACAACAAUGCGACGAAGAUAAACAAGCGGCUUUCGCCCGCCCAAAAUACCCCUGCUCUGCAGGCUAGCACUGAAUGAGAAAGCCGCUUUUCUUUGCUGCUUGUAGUAUCGAUUCUAUAGGAAGUGAUCAGGGGGAUACGGAACUGUAAUGCUAAAGCCGCUUUUCUUUGCUGUUUUGUAGUAUCGAUUCUAUGGGAAGUGAUCAAGACGGUGUACCAUCCAAAGUCUCUGACAGCGGAGUUGGUGGAUUGGAGAGCGGAGAGGACAGUUGGAUCAGUGAUACAGAGGUGAGUAACAUCCUCCGCAUAGUUUCGUUUAGAGGAAAAAAAAGAUUGGAGAUUUUAUAGCCUGUGUACAGACGCCUCCUCUGUACACAGGUUAAAAUUUUAGACUUAAGAAAAUUUUACAGUGCCGACACUUGGCAGUAAAGAUCACCAUUGACAGACUUUCUCCGUACGAGGCUUAUCUCAUCAGUGCUUACUAGUAAGUACGGUUUUUUUUUGCUUAAACUGGCAAACACUAAGCUAAAGGAAAUUAAAAGUGGCUGUUUGAUAACUUCAGCAGGGAUAGACUAGGGAAGCGUUUGCUCAGAAUCGAUGAGUGUGAAUUGACGUUGAGGUUUUGAGGUGACGCUUAACCCCUUGACCACGGAUCGGGUCAUUUCGGGUCAACAUGGAACCAUUCAGAUUUUGCAUUUCUGAACCGACUUAGCUUUCAGGGAGGAUAGAUCUUUGCACGGAUUCUAGAGAUAGAAAAGAAAGGAAAGGAAAGAAAAAGAUAUAGAAAACAGAUGAAGCUUAAUGAAAAUUUGCGAAAAAAUAGUGAAAAUCUCAGUUUUAGCCAUUUCCAUGCUAACUGGUAGAAAAUUAAAAAACCGGUCCUGAAAGGAGAGGUUGGCAAAAAAUGUGUUUUUUUUUUUUUCGCUACUAAAAUUCCGUAUUCCAAAGUAUAAACGACCUUGCAUUUAAUGCUUAGAGGUUGACAUUUUCAUUGAGAGACUGAUUACUUUGCAACGCGUAAUAGAAUACACUACGUGGAAAUACAGCGUAGAGGCAGAAGUCUAAUCUUGGAUUCUCGUAAAGAAAUUUACGACUUUGAAGUAUAAGUUGAUGAAAACCGUAAUUUUGAUGAGAAUGGGACAGACGAUGAUGCACAUUCAUUAAGGAAAGUGUCUCAGAUCGUUUUGGAAAUACUUGCUGUGUGGAGCACUGUUAUUUCUGAAACAAAAAAAUGAUAAACAUAAACCUAGUCAGCUUAUGAACCUACUCAGAGAUCAACUUAGGACAAGAUUUAAUGUUUUUAACUUAAUCUGUGGACGAAAUUUAAUGGUGUUACCCGGCGUUCAAAUAAAACCUCUUUAGAACUUUGGCAUACUACUUUUUACUUCUUGGUAUUCUACGAAAUGAAAUUUGAUUUUUUUUAAAAAAAAAUAUUACCCUGGACACUCAAAGGAAAGAAGGGUAAAGUAAUCGAGAAAUCACUCCUUAAAGAUUGUGUUUUGGUUCAGCAGGAGGACUUAACAGUAGAAACAAUGAAAGACUCACUGCCGGAUUCAGCUACCAGGCAGCGACCGGGCUCAGGAAGGGAGCGUCCCGAGUCAGCCUCGAGAGCCAGGACAGAUUCCAUAAUGUCAAUGGAGGUUUGUAUGUCAAAUGCUGUGUUUAACCGAUACCAUCAUAAGCGCGGAUAUCUUACCAAGUUUUGAAAGAGCUUGUCAGCCUUGAAAAGCGCCAUUGUUUUUAGGGCUCGACGAAAUUGUAUCACACGUUAGAAAAUCAGUAGGACUAUCAAUCAAUCAAUCAAUCAAUUUGACAUUUCUUAAACUUCAGGGAGAAUGGCUACAAGCUUUCGUUUGCAACGAUAUCUGGGAUCUUUCGGGUGGACAAGCUUAGUUAUGAUUUGUCGAUGGCAGAAACGAGAAACGAUCCCAGAAGUCUUUGCGCCUCCCUGGUUUUUCGAGUUGGCUAAGCCUCUGUUUCAAAGCGAGGCUGAGUGUGAAGCGAUUGAUAUGGAAAUGAUUUUUUAUUCUCAUACAAAUAAAACUCAUUUUCACAAGAAGGGUUUUGCACUAAGCCUCGUUUUGAAAGUGAGAAUUGUUGGAACUCGGAAAUAGCCUAGUGGCGAAUUCAAACUCAACUUAGAUGGUGCAAAAAUAUAUGCAGUUUUCUGGGUGCAAUUCUUCUUUGAUUUACGUUUGCGGUUUGUAAAAAACGUGCUCCUUUUAGGGCAGGUGCCUUUCCAAAUUGAAUGGUUGAGAAGACCAGAAAGUUUGCUCUUAUUGUCUACAUUACACUGUCUGAGUUUUCUUCGUAACACCAGUAACGAUGUACGCAUGCAGUAUUAAAGUAAACAUGAGUUUCAAAGAAAGUAUCAUUUUAUGAAUUUUAUUUUUCUACAGAACAGAAAGAAAAACUUUGAGAAGCAGCAGUCGAAAAUGAAGAAAAGAAACUCAAGCUUCUUGGACAGUAUCAGGAUGGAAGUGGAAAAUGAAGAGGAAUUUUGAGGGUUUUUUCUUCAAGAGUCGUCAGUCAAGCGUCGUUUACAUACAAAAGCUGGUUAAUACUUCUACAUUUACGCAAGUGGAGCAAGAUACAGUAGCCGAUUGAUGUUUU
Molecule: messenger RNA, 21209 nt
Organism: Porites lobata
Lineage: Eukaryota; Metazoa; Cnidaria; Anthozoa; Scleractinia; Poritidae
Source: the annotation of a GenBank genome assembly